Messenger RNA from Ascoidea rubescens DSM 1968, 1760 nucleotides. RefSeq names its product Smc5-Smc6 complex subunit NSE4 (gene NSE4). The record is from RefSeq and is a predicted model, not a curated record. Gene Ontology annotation, cellular component: nucleus; Smc5-Smc6 complex. Bases 22 to 1293 code for a protein of 423 amino acids. Gene Ontology annotation, biological process: DNA repair. Lineage: Eukaryota; Fungi; Ascomycota; Saccharomycetes; Ascoideales; Ascoideaceae. The transcript has a single exon.
GCUGCAGAGAAUUGACCAAGAAUGUUUGCAAAAAACAUCAGUGCUGAAGGUGCUGAUGGUGCUUCAGACCUAACUUUUGCAAAAAUCAGGCAAGACAGCGACUCCAGUAACUUCAGCCUUACUUCUUCGCUUUCCCUGGAGAAGGAUGACCUACAAGAGCUAGACCUGGAUGACAUAUCGAGUAAUGAUGAAAAUUAUGAUUCAAAAAAAAACUUGGUUAAACGAUACAGGCUGCUUAAUUUGGAUACAAAGCUUCAUCGAAAAAGGGUGUUGGGUGAAAAUGGAUUGAAAACUGUCAAAAGGGAUUAUCAGCUUUUGAGGUUUUUAUUUCAUGAAACCAAAGAUUCAAAAAUUCUCAAUAAUGUUGUUCACGCGAUUGAUUCAGAAGUUCUUUUAAAUGUUACUGAAAAUGCUGAGAUCUCAAUAAAGAAUUUAAAGGUUGAUCAUUCCAAUAAAAUUAUUGAUGUUAAUGAUUUUUUAAUAAAUUUUAAGAGAAAAUUUUCUAGUUUGCACCCACAAAGCGAUAUCUCUAAUGAAUAUAGUGAUUUUGAUAAUGAUUUUGAUGAUCAUGAUCAUGAUGGUAGUGACAGUUUUUAUGGUGUUCAUCAAAACAGCAAUAAUAAAAAGUAUAUAUCUUUAGAUGAUCACCAUCCAAGCAAGAAAUCAAAAGAAAAUAAUAAAAAAAAACCAGCCAAAACUUCCAGAAAUACAAAUAAAAUAAAUUUUUUAAGGGUUGGUACUGCAAGUCUUUUUUUUUCAAAGAAAGCACCAACAAUUGAUUUCUUGAAUACCACAAUGAAUGUGAAAAAAAAACGAUUUAAACAGCAUCAGAUUAAUGAUUUACCAAAUGGAGAGAAAAUUACAGCAGAUAAGUUAACUUUGGAUGAUUUGAAGAAUACUAGUGAUUUAAAGAAAGAUGACACUGCAAAAUCAGUUCAUUUAUGUUAUAAGGUUUUUCAAAAAUAUACGAAAGAACAUCCAAAUGAUAAAAAAAUUAAUAUUUUCAAUUUUUUCAUUAAUCCAAAAUCAUUUUCCAAGACUGUUGAAAAUAUGUUUUAUAUGAGUUUUUUAGUUAAAGAUAAUAAAAUCAGAAUUAAUUUUAAUAAUGAUAGCGGUUUCCCUACAGUUGAAGAAGUUGUUCCAUUGAGCAAGUUAGACAACCAGGAUUCAAGGUACAGAUCGGAGAAAAAGUUGUAUGAAAAUGAUCAAGUGAAUCAUAUCGUUUUCAGACUAGACUAUGAAAGUUGGGAAAAACUCAUUAAGAUAUAUAAUAUUCAAGAUUCUAUUAUAUAAGGAUUGUAACAUCAAUUUGUUUCAUUGCACCUUAUACUUUUUUUUCAAAUUUUUGACACAUUUUGAGAAGAUUUUAUGGUAUAUAUAAAUAAAUACCCAAAGUAUUUAUAUGUUAGAUUAUAUGUUAGAUUAUAUGUUAGAUUAUAUGUUGGAUUAUUUGUUUAUUCAAUUAUUGAUUCAUGAAUUUGUUUGUUGACUGGUGUUUUGAAGCUGCUUGGAUGAUGCUGGAUGAUGCUGCACAAUGCUGGACGGAAAGUACACGUGUGUGUUAUACAACAAUGGGUCUGUGUAAAAGUGCACGCGCAGAAAUUAAGACAAACAAUAAAAAGAAUGCAUGAAUGCACGUGUAUAUCUGUACAACUGAGCCGUUGAAUGGUGUCACUACUGUUGAUUGUUUGCAUGUGAGAGUUUGCAGGAGUGAAAAAGUAUUUAUCUUAGUUCCCUUUUCAUCCAGCAAAAAAAAACAG